GCGCCGGCGCGGCGGAGCCCGGGCGCGCUCGGAGGGUUUUUCUUUUUGGGGUGGCGGGGCGGGGAGGAUCGCGGUUUAUCCCCGCUUUUGGGGAGGGGGGGACGGGGCAGCGGAGCCGCCGCUGCCCCCGCCUCCCCCUGACGCCUGUCCCCGCUGUCUCUCUGCCCCGCAGUACGACGAGCUGCCCCACUACGGCGGCAUGGAGGGGGUGGGCAUCCCCACCACCAUGUACGGGGACCCCCACGGCGCCCGCCCCAUGCAGCCCGUGCACCACCUGAACCACGGGCCGCCGCUGCACUCGCACCAGUACCCGCACGCCGCCCACGCCAACGCCAUGCCCCCCGCCAUGGGCGCCUCCGUCAACGACGCCCUCAAGAGAGAUAAAGAUGCCAUCUACGGACACCCCCUGUUCCCUCUUUUAGCACUGAUUUUUGAGAAAUGUGAAUUAGCUACAUGCACACCCAGGGAGCCCGGGGUAGCGGGAGGCGAUGUUUGCUAAAAAAAAAAAAAAAAUGAAGACAAAAAAAAAAAAAAAAAACAGAUCCGAGCAGAGAAACCCCUCUUUUCCUCUAAUCCUGAACUGGAUAACUUGAUGAUUCAAGCCAUACAAGUAUUAAGGUUUCAUCUGUUGGAAUUAGAGAAGGUACACGAAUUAUGUGACAAUUUCUGCCACCGGUAUAUUAGCUGUUUGAAAGGAAAAAUGCCUAUCGAUUUGGUCAUAGACGAUAGAGAGGGCGGAUCAAAAUCGGACAGUGAAGACAUAACAAGAUCAGCAAAUCUAACGGAUCAGCCCUCCUGGAACAGAGACCACGAUGACACGGCGUCAACGCGCUCUGGGGGAACCCCCGGACCCUCCAGCGGAGGACACACAUCACACAGCGGGGACAACAGCAGUGAGCAAGGUGACGGCUUGGACAACAGUGUAGCUUCCCCCAGCACAGGUGAUGAUGAUGAUCCAGAUAAGGACAAAAAGCGACAUAAAAAGCGUGGCAUCUUUCCCAAAGUAGCCACAAAUAUCAUGAGGGCAUGGCUGUUCCAGCAUCUAACACACCCUUACCCUUCAGAAGAGCAGAAAAAGCAGUUGGCACAAGACACAGGGCUCACUAUACUUCAAGUGAACAAUUGGUUUAUUAAUGCUAGAAGAAGAAUAGUUCAGCCCAUGAUAGACCAGUCCAAUCGAGCAGUAAGUCAAGGGACACCCUAUAACCCCGAUGGGCAGCCGAUGGGAGGUUUCGUGAUGGACGGCCAGCAGCACAUGGGCAUCCGAGCGCCAGGACCUAUGAGUGGAAUGGGCAUGAAUAUGGGCAUGGAGGGGCAGUGGCACUACAUGUAACCUUCACCUAGGUAACCAAUGGCAAAGCCAGGGGGAAGGCUGCAAAGUAUGCCAGGGGAUUAUGUGUCUCGGGGUAGUCCAAUGGGUAUGAAUAUGGGACAGCCAAGCUAUACGCCGCCCCAGAUGCCCCCCCAUCCUGCUCAGCUGCG
Molecule: messenger RNA, 1482 nt
Organism: Lonchura striata (white-rumped munia)
Lineage: Eukaryota; Metazoa; Chordata; Aves; Passeriformes; Estrildidae
Source: RefSeq, a predicted model, not a curated record